This is a messenger RNA of Anolis sagrei ordinatus, 2570 nucleotides long. RefSeq names its product DAZ associated protein 1 (gene DAZAP1). Gene Ontology annotation, biological process: regulation of translation; central nervous system development. Gene Ontology annotation, molecular function: mRNA binding. The record is from RefSeq and is a predicted model, not a curated record. Gene Ontology annotation, cellular component: cytoplasm. Lineage: Eukaryota; Metazoa; Chordata; Lepidosauria; Squamata; Anolidae.
GGAGGGAAAGGUAGCGCUGGGGAAGUGUUGCGCAUGCGCUUGCGCCUGCGCGCCGCGGCCUCCCCCCUCCGCCUCGUCGCCGGCGCUCUCUUCUGUGAGGUAAAAAAAAAAAGGAGCGAGGCGGCAGGAAGAAGCGUCGCCUGAGGGAAACCGUUUUGUCUCCCGCGAGCGGAGGAGGGGCCCCAGGCCGGGGCCGCCAACAUGAACAGCGUCGGGGGCGCCGACGAGAUCGGGAAGCUGUUUGUGGGUGGCCUCGACUGGAGCACCACACAAGAAACGCUCCGCAGCUACUUCUCCCAGUAUGGGGAAGUGGUCGACUGUGUGAUAAUGAAAGACAAGACGACAAAUCAGUCACGAGGCUUUGGAUUUGUCAAGUUCAAAGAUCCCAACUGUGUCGGGACAGUCCUGGCCAGCAGGCCCCAUACAUUAGAUGGCCGAAAUAUUGACCCAAAGCCCUGCACCCCUCGAGGAAUGCAGCCAGAGAGAACACGACCAAAGGAGGGAUGGCAGAAAGGAUCCAGGAGCGAUAGCAAAUCCAAUAAGAUUUUUGUGGGUGGAAUCCCUCACAACUGUGGCGAGACAGAGCUCAGGGAAUACUUCAAGAAGUUUGGCGUGGUCACCGAAGUGGUCAUGAUCUAUGACGCAGAGAAGCAGCGGCCCCGAGGUUUUGGAUUUAUUACUUUCGAGGACGAACAAUCAGUGGACCAGGCUGUCAACAUGCAUUUUCACGACAUCAUGGGCAAAAAAGUGGAGGUGAAGCGGGCCGAGCCCCGGGAUAGCAAGAACCAGGCUCCUGGCCCCACCAGCACCAGCCAAUGGGGCAGCCGCAUCAUGCCCAGCGCGGCCAACGGCUGGGCCGGGCAGCCCCCUCCGACCUGGCAGCAAGGAUACGGACCUCAAGGUACCGGGGGUCCCCUCAGCUUCAGCCCCUGGGCAGGUAUGUGGGUCCCAGCUGGACAAGCACUAGGUGGAUACGGCCCCCCGCCUCCAGGCCGAGGCGCUCCGCCGCCACCACCCCCGUUUACCUCGUACAUCGUCUCAACACCUCCAGGAGGCUUCCCACCCCCACAGGGAUUCCCACAGGGAUAUGCCACUCCUCCACCCUUCAGCUUCGGCUAUGGUGCUCCACCUCCUCCGCCUGACCAGUUUGCCCCGCCUGGCGUCCCUCCUCCGCCGGCCACCCCUGGGGCUGCCCCCCUCGCCUUUCCACCACCGCCACCACCAUCUCAGCCAACUCAGGACAUGAGCAAGCCACCGACUGGCCAGCCAGAAUUCCCCUACAGUCAGUUUGGAUAUGGGCAAGACUUGAGCGGCUUCGGCCAGGCCUUCGCCGACCCCGGGCAGCAGCCUCCGCAGCAGCAGCAGGGGCAGCCGCAGCCCCCAUCCUAUGGAGGCCCAUCGGUCCCUCCAUCUGGUGGCCCUCCGGCCGGAGGCAGCGCUUUUGGCCGCGGCCCCAACCACAACGUCCAGGGCUUCCAUCCCUACCGGCGCUAAGUGGACCCUUUUUGGGUCGCAAUCAGGGGGGAGCGCUGCCCCGGAACCUCGGCUUGAAACCCACGAACUUGUGACAAUCACCUACAUUUUGGGGAGGGAGGGGGUGAGGGAAUGGAGGAGGAGGAGGAGGCUGCAAUUGGGAGUUGUUGUCCACUUCCCAAUCGCAUCCAAACCCCCUCUCUUUAAGGGGAUGAUUGGCUUCGAAACACCAAGGCGCGAUGCUUGGACUGCAGUUUGUUAUUUUAUAUAAAGACCCCUCCUCUCCUUCCUUCCCUCCCCCCUCCUUCCUCCAUCUUUCGAUCCAUCAGCACAAAUAAUAAAAGAGCAGUGUCACUGGUUCAAAACUACAGGGUUUUUUUGGAGGGGGGGAACAACAUUCAUCAGCUUUAAUUAACAACAACAAACCCUUCAGGUUCUUUUUUCUCUUAUUCCAUCCCUACCUUUCCCCCCCUCCCCUUGAGCCUUUUGUUUUACCAUUAUAUUGUAAACUUUUAUGUUGAAAGAAGAAGAAGAAUAUAUAUAUAUACCUUUACAGAUUGUGAGAUUUUUAAGAGCAAAUUUUCUACGACGUGUGCCGGGUUAUUUUUUUUAAUUUAAAAUAAUAAUAAAAACUAAAGAGAUAGAGAAAGAGAGAGAGAGGGAAGGGGGGGCUGAACAAAACAAACAGGGUUUCCAUUCAUACUGCUUCAGAAAGAGAGGGAAUGGUGGGAAUGAAGAGGGAAAGAAAGAAGGAGAAAAAGGCGAGGAAAAAAAGGAGGGGAAGAAUAAACUGCAUGUUGUUUUGUUACUGGUUUCGGAAAAGGUCCCCCCGCGGUCACUUCCAAAGCACAGUGUUUCAGGCUGGAGCUUUUUCAGUUCUUUGAAAAUAAAAUUUAAAUAUAUAUAUAUAUAUAUCUUUGAGGGGUUUUUUCUUUGGGGGGGGCAUUGCAAAGAUCUUGAAGUCGUCCCUCAGGCAAAAAAAGACAGAAAAGAAGAAACACUUCCGUUUUCGGGGUGCGUUUUGCACUAGCCAGUGAUGACCCCCCCCCCCUUUGGUUUGAAUAAAGAAAAAGUAACUUUUGGAUUAGAAACACCAA